AUGAUCUCGUCAACUUGUUGGGUUCCAAGAGGAUACGCUUCCGAAUUCCCAGAGAAGUAUGAAUUGGAUGAUGCUGAAAUGGAAAGAAUCAAUGCCAUGGCCAAUCUCCAAUUGAAUGAGAGAGCGGAUGAAGAUCUCGAUGAAGACGAAGAGGUAGAUGAAGACGAAGAAGAAACCAAAUCAAACAAACUUACUGACCAAAUUGACCAGGAUGACGAUUUAAAGGAAUACGAUUUGGAAAAUUACGAUAAUGACACUAACUCUGACCAAGUUGGCCAGCAAGUAACCAUCUUCCCUGGGUUAUCCACUUCAGAUGCUGCCAUCUAUGGUGAAGAAGGGGAAGACCAAUACUUAAGCUUACCUACCGAAGAAGAUGACAAGGAAGAAAAAUUGGAAUCUCAAAUCUACCCUACUGAUAAUUUGGUUCUUGCUACUAGAACCGAAGAUGAUAUCUCCUACUUGGAUGUCUAUGUGUACGACGACGGUGCUGGAGCUCCAGAAGGUGCUGAUGAAGAAGAGGAAGACAAAUUCGAUGCUGAUGUCGCCAAGGGACUUGUCAGAGAAUCUAACUUGUACGUCCAUCAUGACAUCAUGUUACCAUCAUUCCCCUUAUGUGUAGAAUGGAUAAAUUACAAGCCUGGUAACUCAGAAGGAGCCGCUUCUGGUGAAGAUGAUAAGAUCGGUAACUUUGCUGCUAUUGGUACUUUCGACCCUCAAAUUGAAAUCUGGAACUUGGAUUGUAUGGACAAGGCAUUCCCAGACAUAAUUUUGGGAGAAGCACCAGAUCAAAGUUCAGUGGCUGGAUUGAAGAAGAAGAAUAAGAAGGGUAAGAAGAAGAAGUCAGCUGCCCAUGUCACCACACACCAUACCGACGCUGUUUUAUCUUUAGCUCACAAUAGAGUUCAUAGAUCCGUCCUUGCAUCCACAUCUGCUGAUAAUACUGUGAAGUUGUGGGACUUGAACAAUGGAACUGCAGUUAGAUCACUCAACACCAUCCAUAAUAACAAGAAGGUGUCAUCUUCUCAAUGGCACUCACAGGAAGCAUCUAUAUUGUUAACUGGUGGGUACGACGGUUCAUGUGGAGUCUCUGAUGUUAGAAUUUCAGAGGUUUCUUCCAUGACCAAAAACUAUCAAGUUUCUCCAGGUGAAGAAAUUGAAAGUGUAAGGUGGGGCCACUCAUCGCAACCUGAGCUUUUCUAUGCUGGUACUGAUAACGGUAAUGUAUACUGUUUUGAUGUUAGAGUUGUUGACAAGCCAGUUUGGACCCUUCACGCACAUGACGUUGGUAUUUCAUCCUUGGACGUGAACAACUACUUGCCAGGUAUGAUUACCACUGCUGCCAUGGGCGAAAAGACUGUUAAGUUAUGGAAGUGCCCAACCGCCGAAAACAAAAAGGGCCCAUCAAUGGUCUUGUCCAGAGAUUUUGGUGUUGGUAACGUUUUAGCUUCAUCAUUUGCCAACGACAUAGAAGUUGCUGGAAAUAUGGUCAUUGGAGGUGUGAGUGGAGCUUUGAAGAUGUGGGAUGCAUUCUCGAACAGAUCUGUUCGUUCUUCUUUCCGUGAUGAAUUGAGAGAUUUACAAAAGAAGGCAAGAUACGAUGCCAGGGAGGCCGGUAGAGCUUCUAGAAUCGCAAGAAAGUAUAACAAGGAGAAUUCCGGCGAAACUGUGAUGACCGUAGAGGCUGGUGGUUUGGAUGAUGAAAGUGACUCUGAUUCUGGUGAAUUGGAGGGAAUGGAAGAUGAUGAAGAAGAAGAUUAG
Dujonia railenensis is the source of this 1758-nucleotide messenger RNA. The record is from the annotation of a GenBank genome assembly. NCBI's taxonomy places the organism in Eukaryota, Fungi, Ascomycota, Pichiomycetes, Serinales, Debaryomycetaceae.